Salvelinus sp. IW2-2015 is the source of this 4257-nucleotide messenger RNA. Its product is annotated as spartin. The record is from RefSeq and is a predicted model, not a curated record. Gene Ontology annotation, cellular component: plasma membrane. Lineage: Eukaryota; Metazoa; Chordata; Actinopteri; Salmoniformes; Salmonidae. Gene Ontology annotation, biological process: cell division; negative regulation of BMP signaling pathway.
AGGGAAGAGCAACAGCGCCCCCCCCCCCCCCGCUCUCGUCAAUCUUAUCGUGACAUACUUUAUGACUUUGAACUGUUUGUCUCUUAUACUUCGCCGUAGAAAAGACGUGUAAACACAGAAGAUUACAAAACUGUUCCAGAAUUCGACCAGUUCAACUCUUUGAGGGUCGGGAAUCUCGUUUUCGCUACAUUUUCUUUUGUUGAUUAGCCAAACAUGGUUGUUGGAGGCGCAUGACACAGAGCCUUCCCUUGAUAGAAAAGCUUGAAAUCUAGCUCAGACUGCUAAAAAGACAGACGUCAGACGUUGAUCACCUCGUUCACUUGACAGGAGCUUCUCGUCUAACGUUAUCGGGCAUGGAGGAAGCCAAUCAAGAUGCCUUUGACAGAGCGAGGCUGCAGGUGAUCAAAGAUGGCUAUGAGAAGGCCUUUGAGUGCAUCAACAGAGGCCUGACAGAGGAUGAAGCUGGCCACAAGGCCCAGGCCCUGGCCCAGUACACACAGGGUCGCCAGCACCUCCUCAGGGCCAUCAGCGUGCCCUCACAGGGGGACGAGUGUUUUGGCAGCUCCUGGGAGUCAGCCCGCCAGAUGCAGCACAAGAUGCAGGAGACUCUGAACAACAUCACCACUCGAUUGGCGGCCCUAGAGACCAGCCCAGACCCUGAGUUCCCACCACCUCUAGAUGCCUCUAUUGGAGUCCCAGGGACAGCCUCUAACUCAAACCUCUACCCCAAACUGGAGAAGGAGAAACCAGAGCGGCCUUCUCCACCCAAGCUGCUGAUGACUAACCGCCAGGGUGGAGCUGUGGGCGGCAGUGUGUUUCCCUCCUUGCCUCUUUCUCCCACUAGACAGUCUGUGGUGCCUGGCGAGCUGCCCCCAGCCUACUCUUCCCAGGCGGCUGACGGCCACCUGACUAUCUCUUAUGGGACAGAGUCUGGAGAAAUGUCGCUGAUGGGAGAGGAGUUCUACAGCCACAUGUCCCCCUCUCACCCCUCUCCUCAGAGCCUGGGGGAGGAUGGAGAGGAACUCUUCUUCCUGCCUCACGGGGUGCAGAUAUUCUUUGUCACACCUGACGGCCAGGUCAGCGCUCCCUCCUACCCAGGGUACCUGCGGAUGGUCAAGUUCACCAGCCAGCAGUCAGAGAGUGUGCCCAACCGGCCCCCAGCCUUCCUGCAGGUGUGUGAUUGGCUGUACCCUCUGAUGGCCACUGACUCCCCCGUCCUGCUGUGUAACACAGGGGUGUUCAUGUUCCCAGACAUGAUGGCGUCCGCCCCGGGGUCCUACGUGGGCGUUGUGCUGUCCUCUGAACUGCCUAUAGAAGACAGACAGCUGUUCCAGGACCUGCUGUCCCAGAUGACAGACCUCAGGGUGCAGGCUCCAAAUGAGGCAGCAGACAGCAUCAACCUGAGCCAGAAGGUGUCCAUCGCUCCCCUCGAGGAAGAGGAGGCCCCAGCAGCAGAGGAGGAGGAGGAUGAGAAGAACCUGCCAGAGUGGAGCGAGAAAGUGGCCAGCGGCAUCCUCACAGGGGCAUCGUGGCUGAGCUGGGGCCUGGUGAAGGGGGCUGAGUUCACUGGCAUAGCCAUCCAGAAGGGGGCGUCCAAACUGCGGGAGCACAUCACCCCCGAGGACAAGCCAGCCCACGUCAGCCCCUCUGUCUCCAAGGGAUUGCAUGUAGCCAAACAGGCCACCGGGGGCGCUGUCCGCGUCAGCCAGUUCCUUGUGGACGGUGUGUGUAUGGUGGCAGGGUGUGUGGGUAGAGAGAUAGCUCCCCACGUGAAGAAACAUGGAGGCAAGUUGGUUCCGGAGUCCAUGAAGAAAGACAAAGAUGGACGAUCCAACAUUGAUGGAGCCAUGGUGGUGGCUGCUAGCGGAGUUCAAGGCUUCGCUACCAUGUGGACUGGCUUGGAAGUAGCAGCAAAGAACAUCACCGUCUCCGUUGCCUCAGAAACCGUCAACACUGUCAAGCAUAAGUAUGGGGCGGCAGCCGGCCAGGCCACAGACCAUGCUGUGAACUCAGCCAUUAACAUGGGCGUCACCGCCUUCAACAUUGACAACCUGGGCAUUAAAGCUGCGGUGAAGAAGACUGGCAAACAGACGGCCGUGGCCAUCCUGGAGGACUACCAGCUACGGGACCCUAAUACUAACCAGAAACAAGUAGAGAAACGGGACAAAUAGGCUCCAUCCGGGAACAAGUCUACGUCCCAAGUGGCACCCUAUUCCAUAUUGUCACUACUUUUGACCAGACAAAAUAGAGAAUAGGGUGCAAUUUGGGACAGUCAACCCCUAACCCCAUGACACUUACCAUAGCCCUUACCCACAGAGCACUGGUGUAGAUAUAAGAGGACUGGAUAGGUGUGAGCAAAAUGUCAACUUCUACCUGCCUAGUCUGUCAUAGGGAAAGGCUGAGGUACUACCAUAUUGAUUAAACAUAUCCUAUUCUUUCAGAUCUACCCAAGUGCCUAGAGAGUAGAGGAUAGGUUUGCUUCCAAAAUGGCACCCUAUUCCCGAUUUAUAGUGCACUACAAAGGGAAUUGGGUGCCAUUUGGGACGCGCCCCAUGUCCUCUUCCUCUUUCCUUUUGAGCUUUAAUUAAAACAUGAUUUGUAUUCUUCUAUAAAGAAACCUAUCUAUACAUAAAUGCUUUAGUUGACUAAUAGCCYCUAGAAAUGUUACUAGGGUUUGAUACAACUGUUAAGCACUUUAAUCUUCAUAAUGAAUGGUAUAAUGACAUUAUAAUAAUGUCAAAUAUUAUAAUAACUAAGAUGGACGUUGUAUGUAGGUAGGCUGAUGUAUAAUCGCUAAGUUAUUUGUGUUCAAUGUUGGUGAGAAGAGGACACCGGAAUUUAAAAAGUCACGUAGGUGAUAUAAAUAUAAACUGAAAGCAGGAUUCUUGUUUAAAUUUCAGAUGGAACUGUUUGUUUCAAGACUACUGCUGUUGACCUAUUGUAGUAAUUCUGUAGUAACAGUAGUAUUACUGCAGUAGUACUGUAGUAACACUGUCCACAGUUCAAUGUAUCUGGAAGUAAAGGUGUAACUGAGGUAGAGUUGCACAAUUCUGCACAAAAACUGUCCCAAAAUCCCCAGGUUUUCCAGAAAUUCUGGUUGGAGGAAUCUGGAUGUUCUGCUUAUCCCCACCUAGUCUUUUUCCCCACCCGUAACCCGAGGUCAGCAUUGGGUUCUGGGUUUCAAGAUUAAUUCACWCCUGAUUCCUGGAAGUKCCAACCAGGAUUUCUGKAAAACCUGGGAAUUUUGCAAAAGUUGCUAGAAAUGUGCAACCCUUAUCUGAAAGUCAAGGUGUAUGGUGGGGAAGAAACCCAGCAGCAUGCUGACUAUGUGCUAUAAGAAUACAUGUUUGGGUUCAUUUAAUCAAUGAAAUAAUGUUAAUGUGUGAAACAAGACGAAACCACAGCAAGCACAGGAAUAGUUAAAUAGCUGUUGAGGGUACUAUAUAAGAUGGAACAAGGGUCUCUAAGGUAUACUCUUGUCAUGACUUUGUAAUGCAGAGGAAAGAGUCAAUCCAAAUGUAGAAGCAGUGGAGGUUUGAACUGGUUUUAGAAUGGUCCAUGGUUUGCUUAGUAUGCCUUAAUAASCAGUUACUACAGGCUGUAUGCUACUGUAACCAUAGGCCAAUACAGCCACCUUACAGUAGCGUGGGCUUGCUAUCUGUAUCGUCCUGUGGUCCAUUUCAUUAUCUUUGAGAAGCUAUAACCUAUCCUUUCAACUUGGUAUCUGAUUAUUACUUUUUAAAGCUGUGAUAUUAAUUUUCUAUGAAAGGACAAACUUUUUUUUUUUUUUCAUGUGAUGUAAAGAUAAUUAUAUUCAAUGCCAUUAACAUUUGGACAAUUGUUUUUAACUAUGACAUCUGAAAGAAAUAAUUAUGGAAAAAUUACAGAUAUAAAUAYAUUAACAGUUUCAGCACAAUUUGAGUGUGUGUUUAUGAUUAGUGUYGCCGUAUAUGUGUUAUGUUGUCAACAUACUGUAUUUAACUUGUAAUGCUGUCUACCAUUCAUUAUUUACCUUGGGCUAAUGUUUAUUCAAUGUGAAUUGUCUUUAGUAAUAUAUCUGUGUAAAGUGAAGGCAGACUGUCUUUUUGUGUGAACUUGAAAUCUCAUGCAGACAUUAAAUACACAUCAGCAUUCUCACAAAGUGGUUGUGAUUUUCCAAAUAAUGACUCUGUGCUUCUGUGGCCCUAUGUGAACAAAUAGUCACAUGGCCUGAUGAUUAACCAAAUAUCUGAUAUGUAAUAAAAAGCUAUAGAAGAA